Bactrocera tryoni is the source of this 2303-nucleotide messenger RNA. It is a transcript of the gene ZnT35C, whose product is annotated as zinc transporter 2. Gene Ontology annotation, biological process: response to zinc ion; zinc ion transmembrane transport. Gene Ontology annotation, molecular function: zinc ion transmembrane transporter activity. Bases 633 to 2018 code for a protein of 461 amino acids. NCBI's taxonomy places the organism in Eukaryota, Metazoa, Arthropoda, Insecta, Diptera, Tephritidae. The record is from RefSeq and is a predicted model, not a curated record. The transcript has 7 exons. Gene Ontology annotation, cellular component: plasma membrane.
CAGCGCUUAGCCCAUCCUCAGUUGCAGCUCGCGCUUCGUUGUUGGCGCAUUCUAAGGCAAAUAUUCGGCAGUGUUUACAGUAUUUACCUUUUUUUGUUGUUGUACUGAUUGUUUCGGUUGUUGGAGCGCUUUGUGCGGGCGCGCACGCGCGUUCGUCAAACAAAUUAAAUUAAUUAUAGAUUUGUAUUUCACUGAGAAUUACUGAUUUAUUUACACCAACAAACACGUGUUGAAAAUUAAAAAAUGAAAACUUGAAGUCAGUUUCAAAGUGCUCACAAAAUAAAAACGUAUAGCUUGCAAUAAAAAUGCCAGUGGCCAAAUGUUCCGCGUCAGCGCGUUGUGUAGUUGUGGCGGUAGUGCGUGUUGUUGCUGUUGUUACAGCAGUUACAGCAGUUAAGUUCAUAAAUAAUUUAGUUAAUAACAAAAUUGUCUAACUAAUUGCUUCGGUAAUAUCUUUACUGUUCUUUUUUGUAGUGUGCUACAACAAUAGUUAUUGCUUUUGUGUAAAAAUAUUGGAAAUAAUUAAAAAAAAAUAUAAAAUACUUUCUUUCAUAGAAAAUUGUGUGCCACCUAUUUUUUUGUUAAUUUAGUGCUGUUUUACAUAUAUUUAACUAAAUUACUGGAUAUAAACUAUGGAAAUUCGCAUUGAUUUGAACGGCCAUGUGGCGAAAGCAGUGCGCGACCAUUGCCAUCGGCAGCGAACCGAAGGCGUGGAUUUGAAGGCUCGUAAAAAACUGAUCAUCGCUAGUAUCUUGUGUUUGGUCUUUAUGGUCUGUGAGAUUAUUGGUGGCAUUUUAUCGAACAGUUUGGCGAUUGCAACAGAUGCCGCUCACUUACUAACAGAUUUUGCCAGUUUUAUGAUAUCAUUGUUUGCCAUCUGGAUAGCUGGGCGACCAUCAACACAGCGCAUGUCCUUCGGCUGGUAUCGCGCCGAGGUUAUCGGCGCCAUGGCCUCGGUCGUGAUGAUUUGGGUCAUUACCGCCAUACUCGUUUGGUUGGCCGUGCAGCGUUUGAUUAAUCGCGAUUUUGAAGUGAACGCCAAGAUUAUGCUGAUUACAUCUGGUUUAGCGAUUUUGGUUAAUUUGAUCAUGGGCAUACAGCUGCAGCAUGGUCACUCGCAUGGCGGCAUGUCCAGCUCGCAUGGCCACAGUCACGGCGGCAAGUCAGAGAAGCAGAAGAAGGGUAAAAAAGCCGCUAAUUUGCAAGUGGUUGCCAGUGAAGAGAGCAGCAGUAACGUAGCGCUCUCCACCGCCGCCAUUAAACCGGCUGCUAGGAGCGAAAAACGUUUUGUGGCAGGGCCGACGUGUACACCCACAGGCCAUUGCUCGCUGCCACCAACGCAGCGUCCGCUCGAAGAUGGCGCUGCCGAACUUGAGUUGGACGCCAAUGAUGCCGCUAUGCCCGUCUCAGGUUUGUCCACGUUCUCUUACCAGAAUUCGACUUCGGCGCAAGAGCUGCGCGCCGAGAUUGCCGCCGUUAUGGCGGAGACAGCGCCGGGUGCACAUCAUCAUGGCGGUGCGGCCUCACGUGAGGCAGAAAAUUUGAAUGUACGCGCCGCUUUCAUACACGUUGUCGGCGAUAUGAUACAGAGUGCGGGCGUAUUUGUAGCCGCGUUGGUGAUAUUCUUCCGCCCAGAUUGGGCGAUAGUUGAUCCGAUUUGCACGUUUAUUUUCUCGAUCAUUGUGCUCUUCACGACAUUUACGAUCAUGAAGGAUGCGCUCUUGGUUUUAAUGGAGGGUACACCCAGUUAUAUGCACUACGCCGAGGUCCUUGAAGUCUUCGAGCAUAUUGAGGGUGUGAGACGUGUGCAUAAUUUGCGUAUUUGGGCGUUGAGCAUUAAUAAAGUCGCCCUCUCCGUACAUUUGGCAAUUGCACCCGAAGCGAAUGCCAAACGCAUUUUGGAGGAGGCCAGCACCGCCGUUCAUCGGCGCUAUAAUUUCUUUGAGACGACCAUACAAAUCGAAGAGUUCACACCGGCAAUGGAGAACUGUCAGCAGUGUUGUGUGCCAGUCACGUAAACGCGGGUACCAACAGCAAUGCUGUAGAGAGGGUGGAAGCCACGGCGCUGAGUCGUGAAGCUCAAUUUUUGUAAUGCCAUUUAAUAUAUACGCGCCUACAUAUAUGUUUGUAAUCUGUAUUUAGUUAUAAAUGGGAGGAAAAAAGUUUUUGUUUUGUAACUUUUGUUUGUAAGGACUUUUUCGUCCUCUGUGUCUGUCGUUGCGUAACCAAUUUUUGUGGUUUUCAAUUAAGUUUCACAUUCUUUAUUUAAUGUGCGCUUUGACGCGGUAUUUCGACACAACGAA